Messenger RNA from Triticum aestivum (bread wheat), 2339 nucleotides. Its product is annotated as pentatricopeptide repeat-containing protein At2g44880. Gene Ontology annotation, molecular function: RNA binding; protein binding. Lineage: Eukaryota; Viridiplantae; Streptophyta; Magnoliopsida; Poales; Poaceae. Gene Ontology annotation, biological process: RNA modification. The record is from RefSeq and is a predicted model, not a curated record.
UCAACUGCCCGCCAAGGUAACGAGACGGGCGGAGCCCCAUUUGCGCCACCGCCCGCCCCCAAUGCCGUGCUCGCCAGGGCCCCGCCGCCGCCCGCCGCCGGCGGUGCCAAUCAGCACCGGCCUGCUCCGGCAGCUUCGGAUCGCGGCCGGCCAGGCCUCCCCGCGCCUCCUCCUCCUGCAGUCCCUGGCGCUCGUGCUCACCUCCAACCUCUCCUCCACCCACGCCGCCGUCUCCUCCCGCCUCCUCAACUCGCUGCUCCCGCACCUCCCCGCCGGCCGCCUCCACCUCCUCCGCCUCCUCCCCUUCGACCACCUCACCCUCCUCCUCCUCUCCUCCUCCUCCGGCCCCACGCGACCCGCCGUGUCCGCGCUCCACGCGAUCGCCGUCCGCUCGGGCCACCUGCCGGCCGACCUCCGCCUCGCCAACUCGCUCCUCGCGCGCUACCUCGCCGUCGGCUCCCACGCCGCCGCGCGCUGCCUCUUCGCCGACAUCCCGCGCCCCGACGCCGUCACCUGGAACACGCUCCUCCGCGCCUGCCUCCGCUCCGGCCUCCUCCCCUCCGCGCGCCAGCUGUUCGACCAAAUGCCCCAGCGGGACCUCGUCUCCUUCAACUCCAUGCUGUCCGGCCACUCCGCGGCGGGGGACAUGGCCGGGGCCAGGCAGCUGUUCGACGGGAUGCCCGAGAGGGACGUGGUCUCCUGGAACUCAAUGCUGGUCGGGUACACCCGCCUCGGAGACAUGGAGGAGGCCAGGAGGAUGUUCGACGCGAUGCCGGAGAGGGACGUCGUGUCAUGGAACUCGAUGCUGGACGGGUACGCCCAGGCCGGGGACGUCGCGGCGGCGAGGGCCGUGUUCGACGGCAUGCCGAGGAGGAGCGCCGUGUCCUGGAACGUCAUCCUGGCGCUGUACGCGCGGGUGAAGGACUGGCGGGAGUGCCUGAAGCUGUUUGACGCGAUGAUGGCAGUGGGGGCCGCCGUGCCGAACGAGAAGACCUUUGUGAGCGUUCUUACAGCCUGCGGCAGCCUGGGUGACCUCGAGAGGGGGGAGUGGGUGCAUGGCCUGGUCCGACAGAGGUGGGAGAGGCUCGUGCCGGACUUCCUCUUGCUCACGGCGCUGCUGACGAUGUACGCCAAGUGCGGCAUGAUGGAGACCGCGAGGGAGAUCUUCGACUCGAUGCGCGAGAGGAGCGUCCCGUCAUGGAACUCGAUGAUCAUCGGCUACGGGCUGCACGGGCAGAGUGAGAAGGCGCUCGAGCUGUUCCUGGAGAUGGAGAGGAGCGGGCCUCGGCCGAAUGAGACGACCUUCGUCUGCGUCCUGAGCUCCUGCGCCCACGGCGGGCUGGUGCUUGAGGGCUGGUGGUGCUUCGACAGGAUGGUCAGGCUCUACGGCUUCGAGCCCAAGGCAGAGCAUUUCGGCUGCAUGAUGGACCUCCUUGGCCGUGCCGGGCUGCUCACAGGCUCGGAGGACCUCGUCCAGAACCUGCAAGAGAAAGCGUCCCUGGCGUUGUGGAGCGCCAUGGUUUCUUCAGCCUCUCGGGUGCAGAACGGCUCCAAGCUCGGGGAGUUUGUGGGGAAGAAGCUGAUCGAGAUGAAGCCGUCGGAGGUCGGCCCAUACAUUCUGCUCUCGAACAUCUACGCCGCGGAAGGGAGGUGGGACGACGUCGAGAAAGUGAGGGAGAUGAUGAAGGAGAAUGGUGCUGAGAAGGAUGUUGGUUUGAGCCUUGUGGGAUCCAGCGAACCAGAGAUCCGUCUUGGUGCAGAGGACGGCGUCUCAGUUGGAAGACGGGAUGAUGGCGUGGUGCUGUCGAUGCUGGGCGAGAUGGGCGCGCGCCUGAAGCUGCCGUUUGAGGAGCCCCAGCGCAGGGAAGCGAGGGCGUGAGGAGCUGCGUGCGUGUUCCUCUGGCGUCAUGGCAUGCCAGGGCCAGCGCUGCAGCAGCAGCAGCGAAGGGAGCCGAGGGUGACUGACUGCUGGCUGAUUAGCAGGCGAUGGAAUAAGCCAGAGAACACGUUGGUUGGUGGGUCAGUGGCAGUGGUCUGAGGUCCUUGUGCUCCAGCUCUUGCCAAUGGAUGGAGGAUGGAGAAGGCGCUCGGCUGGCUGGCUCUGCUCUGCUCAACUGAUCUGGCCGGCGAUGUGAUGUGACAAGUGAAGACGGUGACGGUGAUUGGUGUCGGCAGGGUAGGGAGAGGGAGAGCGACGGGCGUCUGCUGCAAGGCGCAAGAGGUAUUUGUUCCCUGGAACGUGGACGGAUGGUGGUGUUUGCAUUCGGAUCUGUGGAAGGACAAAGGGGAAAAGGAACAUGACAAGUUCUGGAAGCAUAUUCGAUCUCCUUACUGGCAAA